This is a messenger RNA of Orussus abietinus, 942 nucleotides long. Its product is annotated as trypsin-3. Gene Ontology annotation, biological process: proteolysis. Lineage: Eukaryota; Metazoa; Arthropoda; Insecta; Hymenoptera; Orussidae. The record is from RefSeq and is a predicted model, not a curated record. The coding region runs from base 46 to 834 and encodes 262 amino acids. The transcript is spliced from 2 exons. Gene Ontology annotation, molecular function: serine-type endopeptidase activity.
GGUAUCCAGCUAAACCAAUACGGAAUCCGCUGUCGAACGACCAAGAUGUCGAAGCUUCUUGUCAUCGCGGCACUUGUCACCAUCGCAGCUGCCGACCCAAUCCCAUGGGUGUCGAGGUCGAGCCCGAAGAGUCCUCAGGGGAAGAUCGUCGGCGGAACCGAGGUGUCCAUCGAGGAAGUCCCCUACCAAGUGGUCUUCAUGGUAUCGGGCAUGUCCACCUGCGGAGGGAGCAUCAUCUCCCGAGAAUGGGUCGUAACCGCUGCACACUGCAUGGGUUAUCCGAAAUUUAUGUACACGCUCAGAGCCGGGUCGAACCGCGCCAACAACGGAGGCACCAAGCACGCCUUGGCUAAGGUGAUCAUCCACGAGGACUACAAGAUAGACGCUGAUGGCAUCCCCGAGCACGACAUCGCCCUCGUCAAGGUGAAGACCCCCUUCACCUUCGACAGCACUCGCAGGCCGAUUUCGUUGUACAACCUGAACGAGGAGGUGGAAGAUGGGGCCAACUCCGUCAUCACCGGGUGGGGAGUGACGUCCAUAGACGGCCAGGGCAGCGACAUCCUGCACACGGUGAACGUGCCGAUAAUCUCGAAACAGGACUGCAAGGAGGCCUAUUCGAGCCAAAGAGGUCUUCCCGAGGGCCAGAUCUGCGCAGCUUAUCCCGAUGGAGGCCAGGACGCCUGCCAGGGCGACUCCGGCGGUCCUCUAGUCGUCGCCAAACGACUGGCUGGGGUGGUGUCCUGGGGGAAUGGAUGCGCCAUUCCUGGAUACCCUGGAGUCUACUCGGAGGUCGCCUACUACAGGUCCUGGAUCGCCAGGAACUCCGGAAUCUAAACGACCGAGCUCGAAUCUCCUCGUCCCAUCCUUAGGCUCUCUUCUAUUUGUUUUUUUACGCUUGUGUCGUCCCUUUGUAAAUAAAAUUGUUUUUUAUUAUUAAGUGAA